Messenger RNA from Botrytis cinerea B05.10, 948 nucleotides. RefSeq names its product Bcump1 (gene Bcump1). The record is from RefSeq and is a predicted model, not a curated record. Lineage: Eukaryota; Fungi; Ascomycota; Leotiomycetes; Helotiales; Sclerotiniaceae. Bases 217 to 678 code for a protein of 153 amino acids. The transcript is spliced from 3 exons. Gene Ontology annotation, biological process: proteasome assembly. Gene Ontology annotation, cellular component: nucleus; cytoplasm.
GCGCUUACACGUCUUCCACAGGGCAGCCUGAACUGAAGCUCUGUACAAUCACACAGCUCGUCCCUCCAUCAUAAUACAUACACACAUCCCGAAUUCCAGCUUUCCAACCACAACUCUCAACGAGUAAUUUCAAACCUUCGACUCUGUCCGGAAUCGACAAUUCGAACAUUUCACUCUACUUGGUCUCUAAAUUACAAACAAGAUAAAUAAUUCAUCAUGGCAAUGCGCAUCGCCCCCGCCGCCUCCCACACCAGCACGCACACCCUCCUCCAAGAAGCCUCCCUCGGUGCGCCCUCGGCCCCUGGUCUCCACGACACCCUCCGCCACGGAGUCGGUCCAAAACAAAGCAGCUCACUCUCCAGCCUCCCCGACUCCACACACCCACUCGAAUCGCGUCUCAAGAAAUGGGAAUCCACGCAAGAAGCCCUCAAGAUGGCCUCUCUGCGUCGCACUUUUGGCAUGAGCGAGCCCAUCCGCAGAGGUAUGGAAUUGAAGAUUACGAGAGAGGGCGAAUGGAGACCGCUUGCGCUUGGAGGUGGUGGUCCGGGACUCCACGAGGAAAUCCUACGAGGAUCCGACACGACGAUUAGCUGGGAAGAUGUAUUCAAAGGGGACGAGACAAGGACACUACCCGGUUUCCACGAGGAAGUGGAGAGGAAGGUUAAGAUGGGUUUCUAAAUUAGAUGUGGGAUUUCUAUCUCUCUAUUCUGACUCUGAAUUACGAUGGGGUGAAAGGUGUAUGUGGAUUUAAUACAAGCAAUCGAGUGUGAUGGACGCAUAAGUUCAUCUUGCAAUGAGAAUGAAAUUCAUGAAUGGUAGCUGGGCAUCUGGAGAGGAGAAAAGAAGAGAGCUACUUGCUUGCUUGCUUGCUUGUAUUUUCAUCUUCAUAUCACACAAACACCAAAUCUAAAUGUGACAACGUUGAAUGAACAAUACCAUGCCGUACCA